GUCGACCUCUCUUUUCAAGGCCCCGUUUAAUCUUGUACAUUUCCUUUAUAUUUACCUGCCUUUUCCUUACCUGUCUGAGGUUGCCAGACAGGUAAGGCAUUGUGAUUUCACCUGGUGAAAUUUGAAGGAGACACCGAAUACGUCUGAAAGUCAAACGCUUCACCGGUCCUGACCUCGCCACGGUUCGUUGGUUGUGAUAUUCUGUGUACAACUAGAAUCACUUCAGGCGAUGGUCAGUUUUAACACCCUCUGGUCAGUCUAAAGCCAGCCAUCUCGUGGCAAGUAUUUACAUAUAUGGUCAGUUGAAGGUCAAACACAGAAACGCGACACGACGAGGAACAGACUUUACAGGUGUAUAUAUAUUGUAUAUAUUGUAGAUCGCUAACCUGUUAUCAGUGUACAGGUGUGUAUGUAUGUGUGAUACAUAGAGAGUAUCCUUUGUGACGUUACCGCGGUAUGUGUGCACGACCCAUACGUCAGACAGGUAGAUAAAAGGUUUCCAUAACGUGAUGCCAUAGCACCGUCGCCAUGGAAACGUUCCUCGUUGUCGCUGUGCUUUUUCUAGCCGUUAGUGUUAAUGUUAUACUUGGAGCUACAAAAGAGUUCGCUGUAUCGUGGUAUGACGGCAGAGAACACGUGUUUCGUUACAACUGGACAAAUUAUGGAGAGUGUUUAUUCACAUCAAACCCGGAUAUCCUAAAGUGCAUGGGGAGUUAUACUUACAAAGCAAUCAGCGACAUCUGGCGGUAUGACCCGGAAGCAAUUAGUUAUGUCUCCGUAAGAUGUCAGCAACAAGAAUAUUUCGCCGACCACCGCCACGUGUGUAUUUGUAAAAACGGUACAGGUGCCGCUAAUCCCACGUCGUCAAGGCAACAUGACAUAUUCUAUUUUUGUCAGGUGACAAAACUCUUCGCCAAUACAUUCGAGGACAUGAUGGCAUUGGAGACCCUGGACCUGUCCGAUAACUCGAUAACGAGUGUCGAAGGCGAAUCUCUAAAGGGUAUAACGAGCCUUAAGUACCUUAACAUGGGACGUAAUCCAUUAGUGUCACUUCCGGACGGGUUGCUAUGCGACGUCCCAACUUUGGAAGUGCUGUCUUUGGAGAACACCAGGAUGACAUCAUUUCCGGCGCACGUGUUUGACUGUGGAAAGACGUUCCCUAAUCUAACCUAUAUCGAUUUAAGUGACGGGGUUAUCGCCUCCAUAUUUACCGACUCCAUGAAAAAUCUUCAAAAUCUCAAAUCACUCAAUCUCAGUUGUAAUUUAUUAUCUCAAUUUCCAUCCAGAACAUUUGCGACAUCAACAAAUCUGGAAUACUUGGAUCUUUCCCGAAACGAAUUCAUUUCUUUCCCAAUCGGCGUUUGUGAACAUGCGGUGUCUCUGAAGCAUUUCAAACUUAACGAGAAUCAUUUUAAAAUUCUUAACAUGACAAAUCUACAGGAAUGUUCGAAUGUAACGUAUCUGGACAUUUCCUCGAACCAACUCCUCAACAUUAUAGGAACACUCAACAAGGCAAUGGCAAUAGAAUAUUUAAACUUGUCACAUAAUUUUAUUCAAGAAAUCGGCGACAAUCAUUUUGGAAAUUUUGUAAAACUUUCGGUUUUAAACUUGGCUAAAAACGAUAUUGUAGCAAUAUCCCAGCAUGCUUUGAAAGGACUACCUUCUUUAAAUUCCCUGAAUCUAUCCGGAAACAAGCUAAGCAACAGUUCCGCUUUGUCGCUAGUGUUCCGCCACUUGGAAAACCUAACCGAACUCUGUCUGACCGGAAAUGACCUUCAGAAUUUACCAGACGGCAUGUUUGAAUCAAUGGUGAAAUUAAAAACACUCGACCUAUCCCAGAAUUCCUUGAAAUCUCUGAAAAGCGAGGCAUUCAGGGGACUUGUGUUUUUGACAAAUCUCCGACUUUCGUCAAACCGUAUCACAGAUCUUUCUGCGGAUGUUUUCCAAAAUCUCCGAUUGCUUGAUAAACUAGACUUAUCAAAUAAUGUCCUCAUACACUUUGACGACAUUGUACUCCCCGGGAUGGCCUUGACCUUUAACAUAAGCAACAAUAAACUGAUGAACUUUCCCAAUUCAUUCAGACAAACAAAAGUCGUGACGCUUGACCUUCACGCGAAUAGCAUUGUCACUUUGUCUAGUAUAUCUACGGCGUCAUUGCAAUCAAUAACAUUUCUCGAUCUGAGUCAAAACAAAAUUUCAAGGAUAGAAGAAGGCGCAUUUGAAGGUCUUAACAAUUUAGAAGUGUUGAAUUUAACACGUAAUCAACUAACUGUGAAUUUAAGUUUAAACGUUUUUAGAGGAUCAUCCAAAUUACUCGACCUUGACCUUUCUCACAACAACUUGACUAGUGUGGAUUUCAUGUUUUCUAACAACACUUUGGACAUGGUCAAAACUUUACGUCUUGACCACAACCCCAUAGACACAGUGUCGGACAUGACCAACAAAGCGUUUAACAAGUCCAGUCCGGCGCUGGAAACACUCGUUAUUUCUUUCUGCAGAAUCAGGAACAUCUCAAAAUAUGCCUUCAAAGGUUUCCGAAAAUUAUCUACAAUCGAUAUGUCGAAUAAUCUAGUCCAGGAAAUAGAACCAUUGGAGACGAAAGUCGGGACUCAGUUUAAUCUUCGAGGAAACCCGCUACUUUGCACGUGCGUCAUGAAGUGGCUGGCUGACCCCUACGUCAUAGUUGACGGUAACACACUGCAUACACAUGACUACAAUGUCGGCACAUGUGAGGUGUAUCCGAAAGGGUACAAUGUAUCACUCCGACAGGUUGCGAAGGACGACUUCCUGUGCCGUACGGAAACUGGAUGUGAUUCGAACUGUGACUGUUUCUCGUGGGAUAGAAAUGGACCUGUCGUGACUUUGGCUUGUACUGAAGGUUUAGAAAAUAUACCGUCCGAUAUACCGCACUCGGCCGUUGACCUAUAUUUGGACGGAAACAAGUUUUCUACUCUCAGCGCCACUGUUGGAGGUGCGACCGCGUUACAAGUGGAGAAUCUCUACCUGAACAUAAGCGGUAUAAGAGAGAUAGCCGUGAACGUAUUUACAAAUCUGAAAUUGUUAAAAGUACUAGAUCUGUCUAAUAAUAGAUUGUCAGAUAUUUUACCACUUACAUUUCAAUAUCAGAAUGUAUUACAACAUUUAAAUUUGUCAAGUAAUUUUCUUGCCGCUCUUGUGCAUAAUACAUUCAAAGGUUUAAACGCGUUACGUAGUUUGGAUUUAACCAAAAAUGAGUUCCAGGUAAUAGAUGCUAUAUCAACAACCGAAUUGUCGCGAUUUCAAAAUGCAUUCUACGUUUUACUCGGCAAAAACCCUUAUCGCUGCACAUGCGCAAACUCCAACUUCCGGCAAUGGCUGAAUGCUUAUUCAAAUCGCGUUCGCGAUAAAAAGGAAGUCCGAUGUGACGGCAACGGACGGGAAAUGAAAUUGAUGUCUCAAGAACACUUUAAAUGUUUAGGUUUGGAGAACACUUCCGGUAGCGGAAAGUCGACUGUGAUAAUUGCUGUCAUAGUAAGCGUGGUCAUACUGGUUGUGUUGGGAGCCGCCAUUUUUUAUUACAAGCGAGAUUUGUUGGCGGUUCUGUACACCAAGUUACACAUUGGCUGUCUGAGGCCAAACACUGACAGCUCCAAACAAAGUGACGCCUUCAUUGUUUACAACACCAACGACUCGAAGUGUAACGAGUGGGUGAGACACAUGUUCAUGCAGAAACUUGGUCGGAAGCGGAACUACAAGUUCAGCUUCCCUGACAGGAUUCAAUUACUACAGAGCGUUCACGUGGCGGACUCGGAAAGCCACCAGCCGUACGACUGUAAGUGCGCAGUGUUUAUAAUCAGUUACAGCUUUAUGAAUAGUAACUGGGCAGCCGAGUCUUUCCGAAAGGCUUGGCAGUAUUCCAAGGAGAACAAAAAGUUCCGAGUGAUUUUAGUAAUAUUUGGUGAUAUCAAUGUCGGUUCACUUCUUCCGGAAAUGAACCAGAUGCUCCGCGCCGGAGAUUACAUCACAGCUAGGUCACGAGCAGUAUGGGAUAGACUUAUUUACGAACUUCCGGAUCCGCAAGGGGGAAGUGGGGCGCAUCAUGAUGAUGACGUUUCAGAAUCUGACGUCAUUCUGUACAACGCGCAAAAGUACCAGACACUUGACGAUACUGACAUUAUAAUAGGAACGUGAUGCUAUUUUUAGAUUAUGUAUGGAUUUUAUCGUCUUUGUGCGUGCUAUUGCUCAAAACAAACUGCAGCUUAUGUUCAUUUGCAAAAUGAUUUGUUUGUAUAAGAAUAUUUUGAUUUCUCAGCUGGUGUCCAGUAUUUGCCGGGGUUGAGAACCCUGUGAUUCUAAAACCAAUAACUUUGUGUAUCAUUUAUCAAAUUAAUUGAAGCAAUAUUCUAUAGAGUGUACAAGAAGGAUUGAUACCCGGGUAUUUUUGUCUCGGGUCCUUACGUGGGCGCCAAUGUUACAGAGGUCAUUAUUUGUUCAAUUUCUCCGCUAGGAGUCGAAACCGGGACCUCUGGUUUACUAGUCUUAUGCUCUACCGAAUAAGCUGAAGAGAUAUUCUCUCUAGCCGAGUCGGUAGGAAGUGGCUAUUAUUUUACCAGGGUGACUUUUGUUUAUCUCAAGCAAUGUUCAAUAAAAAUAUAUUUGUAUUUUAUUAUCUGGUCUGUGCUGUAAGUGAUAAUGGUUGAUUCACGUCCUGUAUAUCACUUCUCCGUGCUGAUUACUUUUCUUUUCGAUAUCAGUCAAGGUUACAGAUUCAUUGAUGACGUCAUUGUUUGAUUGAUGUUUUCAUUACGAAUCUCGGGAAAUGUUUACAGUUACUUGUUUUCUUUCAUUAAUGGAAAGUGACGUCAUCAUCAGUGAAAUUCCCUCGUUUUUCUAUGUAAACUUUAUUAAUUCAGUAUGUGUGGAAACUGAAAGACAAUCAAAAAAAUAAUAGAUAAGUAAAUAUUUUCUUGAAACAGGAACAGAACAAUGUGUAGCACUCUCCAAAUAAUAUAACGGGAUCUAGUCACGUUCAACGCCAAACAUCCAUACCUUAUUUAGAUCGGAUUGAUACACGCGUCUCGCUCACACAGUAAUUAAGGAUGCUCAUCCGGUACAAUGCAAAAACUACAAAAUGCAUCAGGCUACUAUUUUUUAAAUGUUAUUUUUAGAAAACAUGAGAAUCACAACAUUGUAUUUGUAAUAUUUGCAAUAUAGAUACAUAAAUUGUUCAUGUGAAUGUCUCUGAAGGGGUUUAACAUGUCUAUGUUCCGUUUCAUAUUUUCUACCGUAUCGGUAGACAAGUCUCGUCUCUUAUCAAAGUUGAUGUGUUUCACCAUAUGACAUACAUAUAUAGAUAGCAUAUUCCGUCUUUGCGUAUUGCAGAGUUAUCUUCUCUUGGGAGCAGGUAUUGAU
Messenger RNA from Mizuhopecten yessoensis (Yesso scallop), 5391 nucleotides. Its product is annotated as slit homolog 2 protein-like. The record is from RefSeq and is a predicted model, not a curated record. The transcript has 3 exons. Gene Ontology annotation, biological process: signal transduction. Bases 529 to 4170 code for a protein of 1213 amino acids. Gene Ontology annotation, molecular function: protein binding. Lineage: Eukaryota; Metazoa; Mollusca; Bivalvia; Pectinida; Pectinidae.